AUGCCGUCUCCUGAAGAGGCUUCAACAUCCGCGUCUCCUAGUCAGGCUCCCGCGCCGACCUUUAAAUCUCUCGGGCUCAUUGACCCACUCCUGGAAGCCCUAGAGCAGCUGAACUUCAAGAUCCCCACAGAAAUACAAGUGCAAGCACUCCCGCAUGCACUCCAGGGCAGAGACAUCAUUGGCGUAGCGUCUACCGGCUCCGGGAAGACUGCCGCCUUCGCGCUCCCGAUCCUACAGAAGCUAUGGGAGGAGCCCAAGGGGCUCUUUGCAUGCAUAAUGGCGCCGACCCGCGAGCUGGCAUACCAGAUAUCUCAGCAAAUAGAAGCCCUGGGGUCCGCGAUGGGCGUGCGGUGUGUGACGCUUGUAGGAGGGAUGGAUAAGAUGGCCCAGGCGGUCGCGUUAGCGAAGCGGCCUCACAUCGUAGUCGCCACGCCGGGUCGUCUGAAUGAUCACUUAGAAGACACAAAGGGUUUUAGCUUGAGAGGACUCAAGUUUCUGGUUUUGGAUGAGGCGGAUAGAUUGCUGGACAUGGACUUCGGUCCUAUCAUUGACAAAAUCCUGAAGGCUAUCCCGAGGGAGCGCACCACAUACCUAUUCUCGGCGACUAUGACGACUAAGGUUGCCAAGCUGCAACGAGCAAGUUUGUCAAAUCCUGUACGAGUCGAAGUAUCCGAAAAGUACUCUACUGUAUCAACGCUAUUGCAAUACUACCUCUUCAUUCCGUUGGUUCAAAAGGACGUACAUCUCAUAUACCUAGCGAAUAUACUAGCGCAGAAUUCUAUCAUCAUCUUCACAAGGACCGUCCAUGAUGCUCAGCGGCUAUCAAUUAUACUGCGAACUCUGGGCUUUCCAGCAGUGCCGCUGCACGGACAACUUAGCCAGAGUGCCCGGCUGGGUGCACUGGGCAAGUUCAAGAGUGGGGGACGCAAAGUCUUGGUGGCGACAGACGUGGCGAGCCGUGGUCUGGACAUUCCACACGUCGAUGUUGUGAUAAACUACGACAUCCCGACUCAUUCGAAAGACUACAUUCACCGUGUAGGACGCACGGCGCGUGCCGGGCGUUCGGGAAAGUCUAUCACGCUCGUAACGCAGUACGAUGUUGAGCUCAUCCAGCGCAUCGAGACGACAAUCGGCAAGAAGAUGGAGCUGUGGCCGACUGAUGCAGAAGAAAUUGCAUUACUCAGAGAAAGGGUGGACGAAGCAGGCAGGGUGGCAGUAAAUGAGCUGAAAGAGCAGGCGGGGCAGAGAGGUCAUGUCCGGAAGCGAAGAAGGAACGAGGAAGGAGGCGCGGACAACAGGGACAGGGAUGAUGAUGUUGUUGAGGCUGGAAUGCCUACCAAAAAGAAGUCAAAGGGGAGACGGUAG
Molecule: messenger RNA, 1365 nt
Organism: Postia placenta MAD-698-R-SB12
Lineage: Eukaryota; Fungi; Basidiomycota; Agaricomycetes; Polyporales; Adustoporiaceae
Exons: 5
Coding region: 1-1365 (454 amino acids)
Molecular function (GO): RNA helicase activity; ATP binding; nucleic acid binding
Source: RefSeq, a predicted model, not a curated record